AGUCAUGUCACAAAUGUUUUCAACUUUUCAUUUUCGUUCUCAUUCAUGAUGAGAAAACCUGUGUUUUAAUGAAAAUUGCUUGUGAUGUGCAGGAUAACUCAAAAGAUAUGAAUCCGUAUAAAGAUUUAGACGAUAGUUCUUUUACUGCGCCUCAUCUAGCUUACGAAGACAUAGCAACGAAGCUAUUGAAGGACAACUAUUUCCUUACAGCUUUAGAACUUCACACUGAGCUUGUAGAAAGUGGUAAAGAGCUCCCACAGCUUCGAGAGUUCUUCUCAAAUCCUGGUAACUUCGAGCAGCAUGUAUCUAGGGCCCAGGAAUUUGGAUCUAUGCACCGUACACCUAGCCAGGCGACUCUGGAUUCACUGGACACGGCUCGGUACUCGGAGGAUGGAGGAGGGGACCGGGCCGGCAGCGGAGGAGAUGUGGCCGUGCUAGAGUUUGAACUGAGAAAGGCUAGAGAAACUAUAAACUCCUUGAGGGCUAACCUUACGCAGUUUGCAGAUGGAGAAUCAGGCCUGGAUAACAACCCAAAGGAUAAAUCAAAUCAGAGAGCAUUAAAACCUCAUGAGAAAAGAGCCCUCAACUUCUUAAUUAAUGAAUAUCUGUUACUUCAAGACUACAAGCUCACAUCUAUAACAUUUUCUGAUGAAAAUCCAGAUCAGGACUUUGAAGAUUGGGAUGAUGUUGGCUUGAUUUUACCUCGGCCAUCAGGCCUAGUGUCCCUUUUUUGGGGCACAUCCAAUAUGAAUGUGCCAAUGAGUGAUGCUUCUACUGAAAUGUGUUGGGAAACUGUUGAUGUGGAGUGUCAGACCAAUGAUGAAGAGGUGUGUGUCAGCUGCCAGUCACAUGCAACCACUGAUGCUAACUGGAGCCAUGAGGUUCUAGUACAAGCAGAAGAGAUAGAACUACUCAAACAAAAGAUCAUCGCCUUGGAGACUGAGAAACUCAACUUCCAGAAGCUGUAUGAUGCUGCCAUUGUCAGCCUGAAUUCUUUAACGAGUCCUGGCUCGGACAGCAAGGGCUUAGACCUGAACAUUCCAGAGAGUAAACUGCAGCUAUUGAGGAAUAAACUAGAGGAAGACAAUCAGCCACUUCCGUGCACCGCUACUGAGAAUCACUACGGCAGUGGGCAUUCAACCCACAGUGCCACUCCUGAGCAAUUUGAAAUGAUUGAGAGUGAUAAAACCAUGGCCAAGAAAGACAGUUCAACAGCCAGCUCGCUAGACCCUAGCGCGGGGUGCGCCGACACGCCACACCGGCGCGGCAGUGUCGCCACACUCGACGACACUCUGAGCAUCAAUGAUGGAGGCGAGUGGACUAGGGUACCGUACGAGAACGCGGGAGUCGAGGGUAGCAGGGAGAUGUGGAUCGAUAGCGGUCUCCCGAAUACCCUGAAGGUGUCAAUCCUUAGGUGGUGCGUGGAGACACUGGACAUCAGCGAGCCACUAUCCAGUGACCUCUUGACAGAGUUGGUGAACAGUGAAAAGCCUAUCACACUGCCGGGUCUGCUUGAAUUGGUCGCCGACACGCUGCCUAGGAUAAUCCCCCACACGCUAGUUUCACGUCGCUGCGAGGCGGCGGCGCUACUGGCAUGUUGCGUUCACUUACUGGCGAGUGACGUCACGCGGCGCACGCGACUGCUGCAGACGUUGCUGACGCUACUCAAGAAGCCUGACGCGCAGGAGACCAGGUGCAUUUGUGAAGCUGCAUGUCUAAUAGUGAAAUGGGGCGGCAGCGGCGAAGUACUAUCAUCAAUAGCAGAGCUCAUAACCUCCAGAUCAUCCGAACGCAAGUUAUUAGCCAGCCAAAUCUGCGUGUCGAUCGCGCCCUACGUAUCCAUAGAACUGUGCACGUCUCUUCUACUUAGCCUGGUUAUACUGAUGUGUGAAUCCAACGAGACUGAAGUCAGAAGUCUAGGGCUGAAAGCUGCGUGUUUAAUUUGUCCUGUGGGAGAACAUAAGUAUGGACAAUUGGAGAGUCUGAUGUUUGGUUUCCUCAAGGAUCCUGUGGAGAAAAAUGUGAAAGAUACCGUUAAUAUAUUCGUGCCUGUUUUGGCGAGGACUGCUUUAAUUGCUGGAAAAUUCUCAACAGAUCUCUGCAGCAAAAUACUAACGAAUUUAAACAAACUGUGCACCGAGAAAGAAUGGAGAGGCGCGCUGUUGCACUUAGAUAUAUUAAGAGUUUUAGUUUUAGCAAAAUUGGCCUUCGUAGUCAAUGUACAAAUAGUUAGAGAAGUGAACCACUGUGAUAUGGAAAUUAUGAACUACCAGGAAGUUCCUUUAGAGAAUGAACCAGAAAAUUUCUUGGAUAUUCAAUGUUAUGUUGUUGAUAAUAAUGUUGAUGUUAAGGCGUUGGCUGGUGCAAUGAAUAGUUUAAUUAAAGAUAAGCCUGAUGUGCGAUGGCCAGAAUUGACCUGGUUUGUAAAUAUAACAAAGCAAAUACUAGAAAUAGCAACAAACAGCAAGAGUUUAAACCAACCGAACGUCUACUCGUCUUUAAUAUCCCUGUUCAGUAGAUACGUAGAUAGCUUCGAGGUGCAUUUCACAACACACGUUCUGAAACCUAUAUUUAUGGAGAUAAUAACAGAUUUGGAACAAAAGAUGGACAAAUUACAUGCGAUCAAUGUGGACAGCACGGUUGUAGUUGGAAUUUAUUUUGUUACUGUUUUACCUGCGCUUGAAGAUGUUGAUGAGAUUGGGGAGUUUGUACAGAAAUGGAUAAUGUACAGCAGUAUUAGAGGGCUUCCCGUGAAUGUAUUAUCAGUGCCUCUGCAGUGGGUGGCCAAGAACAAGCCAGAUCUACUGGAUGUGUACCUGCAACACCUCAGAGAAUUCGCAGCUCACAGUGUGUCAAAUGCGAGCGGGGCGGCGGCGCGCGUGUUGGUCGCGGGCUUGGUGGCGGCGGCGGGCGCGGGGGCGCAGGCGCUGCCGGCUGUGACGGCGCUACUGCAUGAUGAGGACACCUCAGUCCGCGAAGCCGCAAUCCCAGCCUGGGCUGCCCAACACCGGCACACCAGCGGCCCGCAGCGCGAACGCUCGUGGGCCGCACUAGAGCAAGCCUUGGCCGCCCCUGGCGCGGGGGAGGCGGCGCGCGCGGCCGACGCACUCGCCUCGCUGCUGGGGACGCCCGGCCGAGGGGGCGAUGAUACUGCGAUCCAGCUGCUCUGCUCCCUCUGUUCCACCGCGCCGCUGACGGCAGACAGCGCGGCCGCCCUGACCGCCGCGCUGACGCAGGCCACGCACCACGCGCCCGAGCAUCCCCUCCUGCCGCCCGCCCUCAGAAAACUAGAAGAAGGCGUGCAAGCCCCGGGCCUGGCACAGUACAAAUCGUCGAUAGAAGCGCUCAUCCACAACGUCGUUGGAAUGACGCCGUCGAGGGAAGUGACGUCAUCGCGCGACGCAAAACCGACGACGUCAAACCUCCUUGCGGCUCAAGAGGCGGUGGGCAGGCGAGUCACGCAAAUGUUCCAACAAUCGAAAACCAAUAUGAACAUACCGAAUAUAUUCAAAAAGAAAACGUAGCACGCACCGUGGAUGUAAAGUUUAAUUAUUGAGUUUUUAAAGAUUGUAGUAAAAAGUUUGGAAUUAAAAAAACGCGGUUAUUUUUGGUAUGCUCAACAACAAUUUUAAAAUACUGAGCACUCUGAGCAGUCUGUUACAUUAUUAAAUAGUUAUAUUUUUGUGACUAUGAAACAUGUAAAAUAUUGUUAAACUUUCUAUCUUAUAUUAGGUAGAUGCUCAACAAGCAAAUCUUCAUCUUAGCUUGUCGGUGAAAAGCAACAGAGAGAGAUUACUUGGGCAGGCUCGUUUCGAAACAUGAAGAUGAAUGAUGUUAUGAAUUAUUAUCCACUAUUUAGGAACGAAUUUAAAUCUUAUCCUGCCAAAAUGUGGUUAUUGUGAGAACUAAUAUGACUCGAUUUGAUCAGCGUUAUAAUACAGGUAGUCUUUGGUUUGGACAGCUUUUAAUUUAUACUAUGUUUGCUUCAAAAUCACCCCCCCAAUAUACUGUGCCGAUGCCACGCCCUACAUUCCAUGUCCAUUUAUUUAUAUCAGUAGAAAAAUAUCAGCAGUUCCUUCUUACCUCACUGAUAUUUUUGACAAAAUUAUAAACAUUUCUGAGUGCUUCCUUUAAAAAUCUUGCUAUUGUUAUAUUAUAUCAUAUCAGUGACUUUAAGAUUUUGUAAUUAUGUUAUUCCCUCCAUAUUUAAAUUUUAUUGUUAUGAUACUUUUUUUUAAAUAAUGUGACUAAUUUAAAUUUAAUUCGAAAUGUACUUACUUACAAAUAAUUUAAUUAAGAAUCUCAUUUAUAAUAAUUUAUGUUAUAAUAAAUUUUAAAAUUAGGUAUAAUUUUUAUAGUAUUUUUUCAGGGAAAAUUAAACAGGGCAAGUUAAAUGACCUACCCGUAUCAGAUGGUUUUUUUCAAUCAAAAAUAGUUUAUGUAUACCACAGUACAAAAUCGGAUUUAAUUAAUUACUGAGGCCUCGUUAUAAAUCAUUCUGUUAGUCCUGAUUCAUGAUAGCACAAUGUUGAAUUUUAUCUUCGUAAUUAAAUUAUUUAUUACAUAA
Plutella xylostella (diamondback moth) is the source of this 4567-nucleotide messenger RNA. Its product is annotated as RAB11-binding protein RELCH homolog. Gene Ontology annotation, cellular component: trans-Golgi network; recycling endosome. Lineage: Eukaryota; Metazoa; Arthropoda; Insecta; Lepidoptera; Plutellidae. Gene Ontology annotation, biological process: intracellular cholesterol transport. Gene Ontology annotation, molecular function: protein binding. The record is from RefSeq and is a predicted model, not a curated record.